This is a messenger RNA of Xyrauchen texanus (razorback sucker), 3796 nucleotides long. RefSeq names its product angiopoietin 1 (gene angpt1). NCBI's taxonomy places the organism in Eukaryota, Metazoa, Chordata, Actinopteri, Cypriniformes, Catostomidae. The coding region runs from base 460 to 2040 and encodes 526 amino acids. Gene Ontology annotation, biological process: angiogenesis; Tie signaling pathway. The record is from RefSeq and is a predicted model, not a curated record. Gene Ontology annotation, molecular function: receptor tyrosine kinase binding. The transcript has 9 exons.
UAGAAGCCCAGAGCAAAGUCAUUGAGUUGCUCUGUCACACACAGCAGGGAAAGCAUAAAGAGAGAGAGAGAGUGCCAGGGGAGGUCUGACAACAUGAUGUAGACUACAUCUUCAUGGACGCUGUCUUGCUUUCUUCACAAUCUCGACUGCACAGCUGUAAUCUACAUGCAUGCUGUCCCAGCACAACCCACAUGUGAAGUUUCUCAAGACUUCAGUUCUUCCCCAGAAGACCAACUUGAUAUUAAAUCCUUUAAGACAGGAAGUGGUUGUAAGUGAGUGACAGGUUUUAUAAUGACCUCCAGACAUUGUCUUCCACAUCGGUCCAGUACGGACGCAAUCAUCAUGUGCCCAGGGGCAUCCGGGUAUCUCGGUUCACAUUGAUUCCACCUGACUUUGGUAAACAUCAAACGAACUUGACCUACAGCUUUGAUAUUCACGACCUUGCCCCCAGAUCCUGCCAUGUGGUGGGGUUGGUUUCUCUGCCACUGUCUGUCCCUGGCAGCGUUGCUGGUGGUAGCCGACUGUGGAGAGAGUGAGCAGAGAAGAGGAGCUGAAGAAGGAACAAGAAGCUCCACAACAAAGGCCAGUAGCAGUAGCAACAGUAGUCGGAAAUAUCACCGGAUUCAACAUGGACAGUGUAGCUACACUUUUAUCCUCCCAGAGAGUGAUGGGAGCGCUGGGACUUCUUGUCGAGAGUUUAAAGCGGGCACGGUGCAUAAUGCCAAUGCACUUCAACGAGACGCACCUCCACCUGAAGCGGACUUCUCCAACCAGAAGAUCCAACAGCUGGAGCAUGUCAUGGAGAACUAUACACAGUGGUUACAAAAGAUUGAGAACUACAUUAAAGAGAGCAUGACGACAGAGAUGGUGCAGUUACAACAGAAUGCUGUUCACAAUCACACAGCCGCAAUGUUGGAGAUGGGCACCAGUCUUCUCUCUCAGACCGCAGAGCAGACACGCAAGCUAACCGACGUCGAGACACAGGUUUUAAAUCAGACAUCAAGAUUGGAAAUUCAGCUGCUGGAGAAUUCACUAUCCACCAACAAGCUAGAGAAACAACUCAUGAUUCAGACCAAUGAAAUCAACAAGAUCCAUGACAAGAAUGGGUUUCUUGAGUUCAAAAUGCAGGAGAUGGAGGACAGGCACAGAGAGGAGUUGGAGGCCCUGCGGGAGGAGAAGAGCAGUCUUCAGACUCUGGUCAGCAGGCAGAGUGCAGUGAUUCGAGAGCUGGAGUCUCAGCUGAGUCGAGCGACCAGUAACAGCACUGCUCUGCAGAGACAACAGCAAGAACUGAUGGACAAUGUACGCAGCCUGCUUAGCCUCUGUGCCAAGGAUGAAGUUACAGCAUUGGUGCCAAACAGCACAAAACAAGCUGACGAGGAGAGGAAGUACCGGGACUGUGCAGACCUCUACCAAGCAGGGCUCCAGAAAAAUGGAGUUUACACCAUCAAUAUCAGCCCCCAAGAGACUAAAAAGGUGUACUGCAACAUGGAGUCUGCGGGGGGAGGCUGGACCGUGAUCCAGAAACGUGAAGAUGGCAGCGUGGACUUCCAGAGAUCAUGGAAAGAAUAUAAAAUGGGCUUUGGGAGUGUGUCGGCCGAACACUGGCUGGGAAACGAGUUUGUGCACAUUCUGACCAAUCAGAGGCAGUAUGCUCUCCGUGUGGAGCUGACAGACUGGGACAGACACCAAGCUUUUUCUCAGUAUGACUGUUUCCACAUCAACAGUGAAAAACAUAACUACAGGUUAUUCCUUAAGAGUCACAGUGGAACGGCAGGGAGGCAGAGUAGUCUGGCCAUCCACGGCGCUGACUUCAGCACAAAAGACAUGGACAAUGACAACUGCACGUGCAAGUGUGCACUGAUGCUCAGCGGGGGAUGGUGGUAUGAUGCCUGCGGCCCAUCCAACCUAAAUGGGAUAUACUACAGACAGGGACAACAUGUCGGAAAAUUCAAUGGAAUCAAGUGGCACUACUUCAAAGGCCCCAGCUACUCUCUCCGAACCACUGUCAUGAUGAUUCGACCAGUUGACUUCUCGUAGUCCUCCUUAAUAACCCAAAACACCAGUGGAUCUAUUUUGGAAAAAAGAUAAUUUAUCACAUUAUCAAGUGAUGCUGUAUAAGUGGUCAGCUAAUUGCCUCCUGGAUAUUGCUGCAUUAUUUUGUGAUAACUCUUCUCCAGGAAACCCAUGAAAAGGAGGCUGUCCUAUCAUCAAUGUCAGACUAUGGGAUAUGGUAUUCUCCCUGGGAAUGUAGGGCAGGAGCUGACUUGGCUGGUCUUUAUUUUUAAAUAUCAGAGGUAUGAAUUCAAGUGCCAUUCACUUGUCACUCAGGAUCUGUGAACUGUUGAGGCAGGCACAUGACCUUUGAUGGUAGCGGACUGUAUCGCCAAUCAAUUGCCUCCAAGUUAAGACAAUUGCCUCUGAGUCUCCAAAUUAAUAUAAAGCAGCUUGAAUGUCCUUCAAUAUCCUAAAGGGACCUAUUAAAUUUUCAUACAAACGUGUUGCACAAUUAUAUUUGGGUUGUGAUACCUUUUCACAUUUUUAUGCUUUUUUUUUAUUAUUAUUAUUUUGUACAUUAUUGCUGUCAACAUGAAGAAAACCAUAGCAUGCAGAAUUAAAAGGUCACUUGCAAUAUUAUUUACAAGAAAUAUUUAUAGAAUGUUAACUGCAGAAACGGCACUCCAGUCUUUAUUAUUGAACUUUCAUGAACUUAAAUUGUAUCAUAGCUUGGCAUCAAAAUGUGAAAGCAUGCCAAAGAUCACAGCUCUUAUCAAUACAAUGAAAAUAUUGAUACAUCUAAUAAAAAUAAUCCUUACAAAUUAGAGUUAAACCAGUGGCAAGAACAGUGAAAUGUAUAUUACAAGUACUGUAAUAACAAUCCACAAUGUUUUAGUUCAUUGGAUAAUUAAGACUGUGUGUCUUAUGUGAACUUUUCAUAUUAAGAUUUUUUUUUAAAUGUAAGUUUUGUAUAUUGUGGCUUACAAAACAGCUGUUUUAUAUGACUGACAAACUUGGAUUAUCUUGUGUUUCUAUAAGUCUACUGGUUCAAAGAAGUUUUUAGUAAUGGUGGAAAACGCUUUCAUAUAUGUGGUCAGGUAAGCAUCUGAACAUCUGUUUAAUGUUUUUCAUUUGGUUAACUUUACAAAUGUACAGUGUUGGUUUGUAAAAAAACAAAUUGACAAAAGUUUUUUUGUAAGUAAUUUGUACGAUUGUUAAGAAAUGUUAUUUUAAUCUUGCCUACCGCCAUGUUCACCGGAUAUAUUUUUAACAAAAUCUCAAGUACACACACACUCAUUAGAAUAGCAUCGAAAGUUCCACUCUGUUCUGUCUUUCAACACUAAAAGACUGGAAAUAUAUUCUAGUAGAUCAACACAGAAGGACUGUAUUUUAGCCUACCAUGACUGUCUACCAUCAUAUACUGUAACUGCUACAAGUAUGGAGCAUUUUACUGGAAAUAGGUACUUCUCUUGUAAAUCCAUAAACUCUUUAGAUUGUAAAAGCUUCAGAAUGGCAUGUUUACUAUCACAAAUCUGUAAAAACAAAAAAAUAAUUUUUAAAUGUUUUGUUCAAAUUUGCUUUCUAGAGGAAAGCAUUGCUUUGCUUUUUUCUUUGAUUUUUUUUUUUUUUUUUUUGGCUCAGAACAAUGGAUAUGUUAUGAAUAAAAAAAAUAUACUAUGGACUGCCUUCAAGACUUUUUUACCUUAUCAGUAUUGUUCAUUUGCCAUGUUAUUGAAACACCUCACACUUUGUAACAAUGUUCUGAAUCUCAUGAUGUUAGUUUGAAUAAAAACUCUGA